AUGCAGGAAGCUGUAGUCGACCAUGACAGAAAGCUCAAGGAACUAAUUGACCGCUGCAGAGCUAAACAUAUCAAGCUUAACCCAAACAAGAUUGAGUUGAAGAAGACCUCAAUGCCAUACAUUGGCCACAUUCUUACCUCCGACGGUGUCCAAGCGGAUCCUGCUAAAGUACAAGCCAUACUAGAAAUGAAGCAACCCACAGACGUGGCUGCAGUCAGAAGAAUUCUCGGAACAGUUAAUUAUCUUGCCAAGUUCCUUCCCCACCUCUCACAAGUAUCUGAACCACUACGACAACUCACAAAAAAAGAAUCAACCUUUCGAUUGGGACAAUUCGCAUGA
Paramuricea clavata is the source of this 339-nucleotide messenger RNA. NCBI's taxonomy places the organism in Eukaryota, Metazoa, Cnidaria, Anthozoa, Malacalcyonacea, Plexauridae. The record is from the annotation of a GenBank genome assembly.